AUGACUGAAUAUGAUAAUGAAAGAUGCAAAGAGUUAGUCGAUAAGUUACGAUUAGGCAAUUUUAUUGAGAACACGAUAAGCCAGCCAACUAUGGAUAACAAAACAAAAUCGGAAAUUGUACCAAAAUUUGUAGAUGAAACUUCUACAGAUAUUUUUGAAUUAAAAGUUCAAGAGUAUAGUAAGUUUAAUACAAUGUAUUAG
Messenger RNA from Adineta steineri, 201 nucleotides. The record is from the annotation of a GenBank genome assembly. Lineage: Eukaryota; Metazoa; Rotifera; Eurotatoria; Adinetida; Adinetidae.